Mucor velutinosus is the source of this 456-nucleotide messenger RNA. It is a transcript of the gene ats1, whose product is annotated as Peroxygenase 1. The transcript is spliced from 4 exons. The record is from RefSeq and is a predicted model, not a curated record. NCBI's taxonomy places the organism in Eukaryota, Fungi, Mucoromycota, Mucoromycetes, Mucorales, Mucoraceae. Bases 1 to 456 code for a protein of 151 amino acids. Gene Ontology annotation, cellular component: mitochondrial matrix.
AUGAGUUUCCUUCGUGCUGCUACUAGAACCUCUGCUUUCUUGCGUCCUACUGUCAACUUGCAAUCACCAAGCGCUUCCUUGUUUGCUCGUUGGAUCUCCACCGAAAUGAAGGCUCGCUUAGAUAAGGACAUCAAGUCAAACGAUAUUGUAUUAUUCAUGAAGGGUACUCCUGACGCUCCCAUGUGUGGCUUCAGUCGUGCUACUGUUCAAAUCAUGCAAGUUCAAGGUGUUGAUUUUGACACCAAAGUCAAUGCUUUCAAUGUCUUGGAAGAUGCCGAAUUAAGAGAGUCUAUCAAGGAAUACUCUGAAUGGCCCACUAUUCCUCAAGUUUACGUCAAGGGCGAAUUUGUCGGUGGUUGCGAUAUUUUAUUGAACAUGCAUCAAUCUGGUGAUUUAGAGGAUUUAUUAGUAAAGAACGAAAUUAUCACUCUUGAGGACGAAGAGGGUAAGAAAUAA